UCGAGCGUUAAAGUGCCUCAAAGUGCGUUUUUGAAAAAUCAGUGACUUUUAACCCACAUGGCAGUCGUCCAAACACCAUUCGCGAUGACCCUCGGCCAACAGAAUAAAAUCUACAAUGUGAUCCAGCAUUCACCUCAACAAUCCAUCAUCGUUUCCGGGACUCUAACCCAACCGACCAAAACCGUGAUCCAGAGCAAACGACCUCUGGCUCCGGCCCCGGAAAGGACCUCGGUUUUAGUCACCAAUAACUCGGAUUUGAGGUGCAAGAGGAAAAUCCAGUUUAUGCCCUAUGGACCUCAACAGCAGCCGGCGUCGGUGGCCCGGAGGAACGCCAGGGAGAGGAACCGAGUCAAACAAGUCAACAAUGGAUUCGCGACGUUGAGACAACAUAUUCCUGCAAGCGUCGCCGCAGCUUUUGCCCCCCAAGGACCAUCAACUGGACGUGGAGCCUCGAAAAAGCUCAGUAAAGUCGAGACUUUGCGACUCGCAGUUGAAUACAUCCGGAGUCUCAAACAGAUGAUUGAGGACCAUGAGAAUGACUCCGGGAACUGCACUUAUAGCAAUAGUCCGGACCAGUACCAAAACUACCCCAUUUUGCUACCAACCCCCACAUGUUCGGAAGCCUCCUCAUCACCCACACCCUCCCACAGUUCCGAGAGUUCCUUCUCAGCCGCCUCCAGUUACACCAACACGAUUUACCACCAGGAAAAUUUCGAAAAUUACGAACCGAAGAGUCCCGAAGAUGAGGAACUCCUCGAUGCGAUAUUCUCCUGGCAACAGAACGAAUAAGAUCGAGAGAAAGAGAGAGAGGCCAGUGCGGACCUUGACCAGUGCCUUCACGAGUGAUAUUUUUUGGGAUCUGUUUACAAAAAAUACAUUGUUAUUCUAGUCAUUGUUUUGUACAUACUUGUAAAUAUUGUUAGCUAUAUUUAGUGCUAUUUUGAGACAUUCCUCCGCUGUUAUUGCAAUAUUUUGUAUAAAAAUUUGAGAAAUUUUAAAACGAUGCCUUUUAAUGGUUCAAACUCGUACUGAGAGCCCCAGUAAUUAGUCGUUAAGUUUUAGCAUGUUCCAUGACUUAAGCUAAGUUAUUUUUCGUAAUUUUAAGUAUUUUUGCUACUACUUUUUACACUGUACUGAGCCAAUAAACGUGCGAUUUUUUAAAAAAAA
Molecule: messenger RNA, 1167 nt
Organism: Tribolium madens (black flour beetle)
Lineage: Eukaryota; Metazoa; Arthropoda; Insecta; Coleoptera; Tenebrionidae
Gene: Ash
Product: achaete-scute homolog 1a-like
Exons: 2
Coding region: 58-789 (243 amino acids)
Biological process (GO): regulation of transcription by RNA polymerase II; developmental process
Molecular function (GO): RNA polymerase II transcription regulatory region sequence-specific DNA binding; DNA-binding transcription factor activity, RNA polymerase II-specific; protein dimerization activity
Source: RefSeq, a predicted model, not a curated record